Pipistrellus kuhlii (Kuhl's pipistrelle) is the source of this 2434-nucleotide messenger RNA. RefSeq names its product hepatocyte nuclear factor 4 gamma (gene HNF4G). The transcript has 10 exons. Gene Ontology annotation, cellular component: nucleus. Gene Ontology annotation, molecular function: nuclear steroid receptor activity; zinc ion binding; nuclear receptor activity. NCBI's taxonomy places the organism in Eukaryota, Metazoa, Chordata, Mammalia, Chiroptera, Vespertilionidae. The record is from RefSeq and is a predicted model, not a curated record. Gene Ontology annotation, biological process: cell differentiation; regulation of transcription by RNA polymerase II; anatomical structure development. The coding region runs from base 94 to 1482 and encodes 462 amino acids.
CCUGAGUCACUCAGUUACAGUUAACUCAGGGUUAUCACUCGCAGUUUCAAAGCCUGGCAGCUCUCACACAGCCUGGGCUUGUGAAGGCCUUGGAUGUGUGUCUCUAAGUCAAUGAUGAGGGUAUCAGAACCGAUCCUGGACAUGGAUAUGGCAAAUUACAGUGAAGUUUUGGACCCAACGUAUACAACCUUGGAGUUUGAAACCAUGCAGAUUCUGUAUAAUUCAAAUGAGAGUUCUGCCCCAGAGACGACAAGUAUGAAUACCGCAGACAACGGGGUCAACUGUCUGUGUGCCAUCUGUGGGGACAGGGCCACCGGGAAGCACUACGGAGCGUCCAGCUGUGAUGGGUGCAAGGGCUUCUUCAGACGCAGCAUUCGCAAGAGCCACGUGUAUUCCUGCAGGUUCAGUCGGCAAUGUGUUGUUGACAAGGACAAAAGAAACCAAUGCAGAUAUUGUCGGUUAAGAAAGUGUUUUAGAGCAGGAAUGAAGAAAGAAGCUGUGCAGAAUGAACGCGAUCGAAUCAGCACCCGGAGAAGCACUUUCGACGGCACCAACAUCCCCUCCAUUAACACGCUGGCCCAGGCGGAGAUGCGGUCUCGCCAGAUGUCAGCCUCAAGCCCUGGUGUGAGCACAGACAUAAAUGUGAAGAAAAUUGCAAACAUUGGUGAUGUCUGUGAGUCUAUGAAACAGCAGCUCUUGGUCUUGGUUGAAUGGGCAAAAUACAUCCCUGCCUUCUGCGAGUUACCGCUGGAUGAUCAGGUGGCCCUGCUGAGAGCUCAUGCUGGGGAGCAUUUACUGCUCGGAGCUACAAAGAGGUCCAUGAUAUAUAAAGAUAUUUUGCUUUUGGGAAACAACUACAUUAUUCAGCGCAACAGCUGUGAGGUCGAGAUCAGCCGUGUGGCCAACCGCGUCCUGGACGAGCUGGUCCGGCCGUUUCAGGAAAUCCAGAUCGAUGACAACGAGUACGCUUGUCUGAAGGCCAUUGUGUUUUUUGAUCCAGAUGCCAAAGGGCUCAGUGACCCCAUGAAGAUCAAGAACAUGCGGUUCCAGGUACAGCUGAGCCUGGAGGACUAUAUCAAUGACCGGCAGUACGACUCCCGCGGGCGCUUUGGGGAGCUGCUCCUGCUGCUGCCCACGCUGCAGAGCAUCACCUGGCAGAUGAUCGAGCAGAUCCAGUUCGUGAAGCUCUUCGGGAUGGUGAAGAUCGACAACCUGCUGCAGGAGAUGCUGCUGGGCGGUGCUUCCAAUGACGUCAGCCAUCUCCAUCAUCCGGUGCAUCCACAUUUGUCUCAGGAUCCAUUAACUGGACAAACCAUACUGCUCGGCCCCAUGUCAACACUGGUGCAUUCAGACCAGAUCUCAACUCCUGAAACCCCACUCCCCUCCCCACCACAAGGCUCUGGACAAGAACAAUACAAAAUAGCCGCAAACCAAGCUUCAGUCAUUUCACACCAGCCUCUCUCCAAACAAAAGCCAUUGUAAGGAGACGUUUACUUCUGAACAGCACUGCUUCAAUGUGAAACAUUGCCAGUCUUGAAAAUCUCAGGAUAGUGCUUUUGGCAAACUCUUAGCCAAGGCUUCUUCAUGGUGCUGUUGUAAGAUGGUAACAUAUUCUCUUGUUUUUAUACUCAUUUUGUUUGUUUUUGCUAUUGUCUGAAACCUUCAGUUGCAACCAUUGUAUAUCUGAGUUUCCAUACAUUUAUACCCUAUGGUUUUCCCAGCUCCCCUAGCUCCAGGCCUUAAACCAUUGAAUCUCAUGUACCACUUCUAUUUGUUGCCUCCAUAUUAAUUUAAAUCUGUAAAUAAUUGCUUUAGGGUGAUGUUAUGCAAAACUAAGUGUUCUUUUUUUUUUGACUGAGAAUAUUAUUAUAUCAGAAAUCCCAGAUGAAUAUACAAUGAACCAAGUUUUUAAUAAAUUUUAAAAUUGCAAAUUAGAAAACAGUAAAGCAGUUACUGUAAAAUAGGGCACAGUUCUUUGAAGAACAAUUCCUCAUGGACACCCUGUGGCUUAAGAAGUGUCUUUGGUCCACAGUUAAAUAUUCCUGUUUUCAGUUUAGAAAAAUAUAAAUAGCCAUUCCAAGGAUGACUGUGUAUUCUUUCAGAGCUGACUGCAUUUGAAGACGUAUGUUAAGAUAAAAGGUGUUAGUUUGAGCAGAGAGGUUACAGGUUAAACUGUGAAAAAGAAAUCCCUAAAAUAGUGGCUCCACCCAGAGAGACAUUUAUUUCUCCAUCCUAAAAAAAUACCUGGAAGUUGUCAUCCAUGGACUAGGACUUGGCACAUGCCCACACCCAAUUCCCAGGGAGACUGGGAGAGGAGGAAGGAAGCCUUGUACCAACCAACACUACAACUCGGGGAGACUAAUCCCGGGAGACAAAUUAACCACCCACAUACCACACACACGUGUGGCCUCAGCCCAUCCUCACAACAACCCUG